Molecule: messenger RNA, 3115 nt
Organism: Tilletiaria anomala UBC 951
Lineage: Eukaryota; Fungi; Basidiomycota; Exobasidiomycetes; Georgefischeriales; Tilletiariaceae
Exons: 2
Coding region: 263-2932 (889 amino acids)
Source: RefSeq, a predicted model, not a curated record
CUUCAUCCAAACCUCCCUCCCUCUCUGGGUACAGCGUGCUUGUGGCAGGGCAUGCUCUUGCACAGCACAUUGCCAUGUCGGCUCCGGACUCUUUUCGCUGUCCUGCGGGCGUUGGAAUCGACGCUGUGAUUUACAUCUGAGUUACACAGGUCGAGUUUAUCGUUCAUCCUUAUGCUGUGGUGAGCGACGCAAUAUCAGUUCGUAUUACCUAGCCAACUUAUUUCGACACUAAUGCAGGCCAAGGGGAAGGCACAAGGACAAGAUGACAUCUAUGACCACUCUGUUCCACGUAGGACCGGGUCCUGAAGAAUUCGUGGAAUUCAACGAAUCAUUCGGAUCAAAGGCUUUCCUACAACAUGUCUGGAACUCUCAUGUCACGCCUAUCAAUGACAAUGAUCUUUCCGGGUCAAAACUUCACUCUGCCAAGGCGCGUGUGUCCAAUACGCAGCCGCCGUGCAUAGAAUUUCCUACGAUCCUGCGAAAACGCGGCAAAGGCAAUUCCUACAAGUUCUCCGGUCGGUGGAUCAGCUGGGACGAACUUUCGCGUCGAAAUCCUCUCGCCGUCAAGUCACCGCCUAGUCUGGAAGAGUUCAUGGCGAGAGGUGGAAAAGUCGGAGAAGGCAAGGCGAUCUCCCCAGGAGGGUGGUUAGGUGCAGAUAAUGUGCUGCGCAAAAAGGCCGAAAAGGCUGUCAAAGAAUCCGGAAAGGCCGAUGGCUGGAUUGGCAAAGGUUCGGCGGAGAGCAUUUAUGCCCCGAAAGCUACCGCGCUACCAGACGCAGCACCUCCUGCCGUCCUGCCCAAGCUUGCCAAUGGCGUCCCGUCUGCAUCGAAUGAUGGAGUCGCCAGCAUCGGUGGCGCUCAUAGCACCAUAACCCCAGAGACUCCAAGUCCGCGCAAAGCGGGAGGAGCUCAACUCGAAUCCAUGCUGGAUCGACUGCGUAAUGCGCGAAGUGGACUUGGAAGUGGCGCCAGCAUCUGGGCAUCGCGCAGCGCUGCGAUGGAGACGCUCAAGCAAGAGACAUUGGUCGUAGCAGGAGAGAAUGCAGAGGUACCCGGAUCACCCAAAUCCCAAGCGCGAGAUCGGACAGAUCAGAUCGAUGCGGACAUUGGAAAAAGCGGGUCAAAAGAUGCAGAGGACUGGCAUCCUAAGGGAGUUCAAGCUCCCUCGGCCACCAAGACGCAUACGCCAGUGCUAUCAGAAGCCCCGCAAGUAGCUGUGGGGGCGGCAGCAGAAAAGAAGAAGUCGCGACGAGUGCGAGGGAAAGAGAAGGAACGAGAUAAGACGCGUGAGCCCGCUCAUGUUUCAGUAUUUGGGUCUGCAGAGCAAGCCGAGCUCUGCACUCAACCUCAUGGGAUAGAGGAGCAGCCAGAAGUGAGCCAGGGAGGCGAAGAACAGACCGACGUCUCGGAUCCAUCGCCGGGCAAGAAGGAGAAGAAGCGCGGGCGUCGAGGACACAAAUCUUCCGCCGCUGGUUCCUCCAGUCUGGAGGCUGCGAGUACCCGGCAGAAACUUCAAGUGUCUUCCUCCCCAGAUUGCAGGGAUGCCUUUGGGUCUCGAGGAGAGGCGAACGAAGACAUGCAUAGGUUAGAGACGCAAGAAGUGGAAGAGCCUGCAAACGACCCAUCGGACGUGUCGGCACUUUCCAUAGCCGACCCGAGCUUCUCUGAGCCUGCUGUGCCGGCAUCUCCGCAAGGGGCUGACGAUGAACAAGGGUCGGGCCUGAUUGAAGACGAAGCAACACUGCCUUCAUCAUUACAGAGUGGUACGGUAACCAAGCAGGGUGCGGUUGGCCCGGACCCCGCUGCUGGCCGGAUUUUGGUACCAGAUUCAACCUCCGCAGGAGCAGCAAUCUCAUUUGAACAAAGACUAGGACAAGGCAACGGAUUCGCCGCGGCGGCAGCGGCUGAAGAGGUACCAAAGGCUAUGAAAUCCUCAACAGCCCCGCCGGCGGCGCAUUUCAGCUGGGCCGACGACAACCAAGAUGAAGAAGAACUUCCAGACCUGGAAGACUGGGGGAUCUCUCUCGAAUCAAUCAAACUCGCUGCCUCCUCGAUGUCUCUAUCAAAGAUUGUCUCCAACGCUAACACGCAACAUUCCAAUGCGGCAAGCAUCGGUACCCGUGCAAGUCCAAUCUCUGGGCAUGCGACGAUGGCUGACUCUCACAAUGUGCGUCAUAACGCAGGCCAAUCAGCCGCGUCUGGGGAAGGAGACUGGCGCAACACCCGUCAAUGUAAGCAGCGGGGAGUCGGAGGCAGUGGCAAGGCGGAAAGGAAGCACAAGGUAAAGGGCGAGCUUUUCGGCGCUGCUAGCGGCGGGGGCGAUCAAACAUGCAAUUCGUCGUGCAGCGAGCUGCCGAGCGAGAACGUUAAGGAUGUGAAGAUCAGACAGGAGCAAUAUGAAAGUGCGGCACCUGUUGCUCGCAAGCCAGUAGUAAAGCUCCAGAUUCGCGGCCGCGCAGCAGCAGCAGCGGCGGCGGCGGCAGAAGGCAACGGACAUUCUGCGGAGGCGGUCGCUGCAACUUCAGGUUCGAACUUGAGCUUGCCACGUCCAAAAGCGCAGACCUCAUUUGCCCCCCAGCCGCUGGCAGCACCAAAAACAACGCGCAGUGCUGCGCCAGAGGCUCCAUCUUGGAAAAAAGCGCUCUCCGCGAUCGACUCCGUCGCCACCCGCAAUGCAAACGGGAACGACUACUUGUACUGGGAACGAAGAGGCUCUUCUCAGUACGUUCGUGGUGGAGCAGAGCCGGCAAUGACGAUGCGCAAGCCCGAUCAGCCGCACCGACGUCCUCGCAUCACUGCUGAUCAGGGCACGUUCGCCCGAUUGGCAGGUGACAUCCUGGCUACGAACGGAGCAGGCGCCGCUGCUGCUGCUUCCGCACCAGGCGCAGGUCCUACGCUAAGAAUUGGGAGAGCAACAGGGAACAAAGCUUGAACGAGAGAGUGAGAUCAUCCCAUCCGCCACCACCUUGUCAACAGUAUGUACCGCAUUAUCUAUCUCAAGAGAGAUCUCAGAGGGGACUAUUUCAUCUGCAAACCGGUAAAUUAGAGUGACGCCUUCAGCGAGCGUCAGGAUUGUAUAUUCUAUCUACCAUGUAGAAUCUUUGUAUUUCUUUCC